Messenger RNA from Fomitopsis serialis, 1542 nucleotides. RefSeq names its product MFS general substrate transporter. The coding region runs from base 1 to 1542 and encodes 513 amino acids. The record is from RefSeq and is a predicted model, not a curated record. Gene Ontology annotation, molecular function: transmembrane transporter activity. The transcript has 9 exons. Gene Ontology annotation, biological process: transmembrane transport. Lineage: Eukaryota; Fungi; Basidiomycota; Agaricomycetes; Polyporales; Fomitopsidaceae.
AUGGCGUCUCUCAAAGCCGGUCCCUCGAGUGAGUCCGCGCAAAGCGAGGCAACGCGACGGCUUUUCGACGACCAAGAUGCCGGAGACAGUCAUGGCGCCCUCGAGGAACAAAAGUUCGAGUAUGAAGACGCCCCCAAGCGCGUUACGCCCUUGCCGAGGGCCCAGCUGGCUACGCUAUGUGCUAUCAGGCUGGUCGACCCGAUCGCCUUCACGCAGAUUUUCCCUUAUGUCAAUGAGAUGAUGGAACGCCUGCACCUAACGAACGACCCCUCACAAAUCGGCUUCUACAGCGGUAUAGUAGAGAGCAGCUUUGCCGUGUCGCAGCUGUGUUGUAUCUACAAUUGGGCACAACUAUCCGACAAAAUAGGCCGUCGUCCGGUUGUCUUGACUGGCAUACUGGGCAUCGGCCUGUCUACUAUGAUCCUUGGCACUGCGCACAACCUAGCUGGUAUCCUACUGGCUCGAUGUGUAGCUGGUAUCUUCUCUGGCAACAUCGCGGUUAUCCACUCUGUACUCGGCGAAAUUACCGACUCAACCAACCAGGCAAUAGCCUUCCCCAUUUACGGGCUCUUCUGGCCCCUUGGUGCCAUCAUCGGUCCCCUACUAGGCGGCACCUUCUCCAACCCCGCCGACCGCUUCCCAAGUUUAUUCGACUACGACUUCCUCAGAGAGUACCCCUACUUCCUGCCAUGCUUCGUUGCAGGCUGUCUCUCCAUCUGCGGAGCCCUGCUGGUAUACCUCUUCCUUGAAGAGACACUGCCCAGCAAGCGCAACAGAGGGGAUUGCGUACCGAUGCGGCAGGUAGGGUCUGAGCACAGGAGCGCCGAUCCGGAGAAGCCGCCACAACCUGCUGGCAUCCGGUAUCUGCUGUCAAUCCCGCUGAUCAAGGCGCUCUGCUUCAGCGGCUUCGCGCUGGCAUUCCUCAAUACCGGCUUCGACGUAACCUUCGUCCUCUUCUCCUACUCCGCAAUCGAGCGCGGUGGGCUCAACUUCCAGACGCACCAGAUCGGCUAUGCGCUCGCGAUGUCCGGCGUCGCAUCGGUGCUGCUCCAGCUGUUCUUCAUGCCGUACCUCCUGAGGCGCUUCGACCACGCGCGGAUGUACAACGUCUGCAUGGCGAUUUGGCCCUUCUGCUACGUGCUGAUGCCUGGGCUGAACAUCAUCGCGCGCGCGGGCAUCGACGAGGCGACGGGCGAGCCGAGCGAUGCCGCGAGGGCGUUCAUCUGGAUGGGCAUCGCUGGGCUGCUGUUGACCGCGAGGACGGCUUGCUUGGCGUAUUCUGUGAGCAUGAUCCUCGUGAAGGAAGCCGCCCCCCACCCAUCGGCGCUGGGCUCCACAAACGGCCUCGCCCAGUUUUUCAUGUGCUUCGCGCGGUCCUUCGCCCCCGCCUUCACGAGCUCCCUCUUCGCGUUCUCCAACGGCUUCGACUUCUUCCUCCUCCGGUACCUCUGGGUGCUCGUCAUGGCCGUCCUCUCCUUCCUCGGCACGACGCUCUCGCGCCGUAUCGCGGAGGGCCGCCCUGCGCGCCCCACCCCGAAGUAG